Messenger RNA from Pocillopora damicornis (cauliflower coral), 2179 nucleotides. RefSeq lists its product as uncharacterized. NCBI's taxonomy places the organism in Eukaryota, Metazoa, Cnidaria, Anthozoa, Scleractinia, Pocilloporidae. The record is from RefSeq and is a predicted model, not a curated record. Gene Ontology annotation, molecular function: ATP binding; tau-protein kinase activity. Gene Ontology annotation, biological process: intracellular signal transduction; microtubule cytoskeleton organization; protein phosphorylation. Gene Ontology annotation, cellular component: cytoplasm.
AUGACGAAAUCCAACAUCACCUUGGUGAAGAAAAAUGAUUCGUGGCUGCCUAAGAAAGAGCAGCAGUUGUCAGCCAUCGAGAAACAUGGUUAUACUCUCCUAAAAACCUUGGGGGAAGGCGCGUACGCCAAAGUUAAGCUCGCCGACUCUAAAAAGCACAACAAAAAAGUAGCAGUUAAAACGAUAAACAAAAGGAGAGCACCUAAGGACUUCCUCAAAAAGUUUCUGCCCAGAGAGGUUCAUCUGAUGCACAGACUCAAUCAUCCAAACGUGAUCCGGCUGUACGAAGUUGUGGAAACUUCCACUAAGGUGUAUCUUGUUCUACAAUUGGCUUCUGGAGGCGACUUAUUGGAAUACAUAAACGCAAGAACCGUGCUACCUGAAGAGGAGGUACGCAAGCUGUUUUGUCAGUUUGCCGCUGCCAUGACGUACUGCCACAAGGAAAACGUGGUACAUAGAGACCUGAAAUGUGAAAACAUAUUGAUAGCUGGGGACGGAAAGUUAAAAGUAACAGAUUUUGGUUUUGCCGUGGGCACGGUGAAAGAUCGUCCUUUAGAAACCUACUGUGGUUCCUUCGCCUAUUGUUGUCCUCAAAUCCUUCGAGGCAGGCCGUACGACGGUAAAAAAGCCGACGUGUGGAGCAUGGGUGUUGUACUAUAUGCAAUGGGCUGUGCGAGACUUCCCUUUAGUGAAAAUGAUAUGAGAAAUUUAAUAAAGGAUGACUACACCAACAAAAUCAAGUUUUCAAAAAGAGUUAGUAAAGAGUAUCGUGAUCUUGUCCGCUGGAUGUUAGAUGUGGACGAAUAUGAACGGGCCACAGCGGAGGAAGCAUUUAAGAGCCCCUGGUGCAUACGGGCCAUCGAUGAAAACCGUGACCUGCACUAUCUUGCCGAUGCUCCUCAGCCGAUCCCUGUGCGUAAGCCCCCGGAAUGUGCCCCUCAAGAGAUGAACGAAUUCGAAGAGGAAACUUACCCCGUUGAAAUUCAGAAAACACCCGCCAAAAUCGGCAAGAAAACCAAGAUGGUUACUUGCUUCACUUACACUGCGCCCGCCCACGCAACGAAACAGAGCAACCAAGCUCGGCGGCAUACUAUUUCCGGUCUCGAAAUACAUGACAAAGACUGCGCUCUAAACUUGCGCAAUGACUUGCUGCGGUCCUUCGCACAAAGGAGGAUGUCCCUUCAGAAAAUUGAGGAAGAAACGAAACCGCUUGCCGGAGUUUCUUACAACAAACCUCGACCAAGGCGUCGGAGUACACUAGUCACAGAUGUCUUAACAAUUGUGUCGAAUAAAGAACAUGAACACAAGCUUGAAGGAAGAAAGUCUUCUUUGGUGUCCGACGUUAUUAAAUUUGAUCCACGUACUGCCGGAAGCCAUGGUUUCUUGAGGGGGAACCUUCCUACUGUAGGAAGUCAAGAAGGAAGACGCAAUUCCUUAGAAGGAGUGCCUGAGGGUUACCAGGGUAAUUCGAACAAACCUAACCAACCACAGAAACUGGAAUUCGUUGCGUCGCGCUCAAAGAAAGGACCUAAGGUGAUACCUGACAGUCGGCAAGCUCGUAUGAACGAAAUCUCUAAGCUGAGGUACACUUCGGCUGCCAGGGCUGCAAAAAUGGCCUUCAGAGAAGCACACGUCUCAAUGAAAGUCAAUCGAAGACUAUCGCUGCAAUCCACGGACCACUAUGUGACUCUGAAAUGUGUGGAAAGAAUAUUUGAGCUCCAGGGAACCAAGAUUGAAGAGGAUGGUAGUUCUCUUACUAAGCUUAAAAACUGGCAGAAAAAGUUCAAAAUGGCUUUAAAUGAAGACAAUUAAUUCUGAUCCGUGCGACACUUUGGUUAGAAUCAAACCACGCAAGUUACAAAAAUAUUGUUAUCAGAUUGCGUACACCUUAGUUGGUCUUAGUUCUAAAUGUCUCAAAACGCAUUUGUUUAACUGAUUUGUUCCUAACAGCUUUAGGAAGAAAAACUGUUGUGCCGUACAGAAUUCGUGCGUCUGUAACUCUAACCUCGGUUGAAAUCACUCUCUCUCUACGUUGACUACAGUCAAUCUAUUUUGCUCGCACUUGAUAAAAUGAGUGGGAAUAUGUCUUUUGUUGUGUUUCGCAACAGCACCAAGUGGUUGUUUAAACGAUAACGGUUCGUCUUAGUUUCAUGUUGCGCAAGUCCGUUCUCUGUAAGUC